AUGGGUAAUUCAAGCAGUAGUACAGAAGAAGAUGAGGAAGACCAUAUAAAAAGGCCUAUUCAACCUAGAAGAGACGGCGCAAAAGUAGUAGUACGAGGUUCUGUUUAUAGUGGAUAUCAACCUCCUGCACAAGCUGUCGCUGAAUUAGCUAAGAAAAGGAAAACUAUAAUAAAACAUAAAAGUGCCAAUUAUGAAUCAACAGCAUUACAAAAGAAGCCACCCGAAACGUCUACACCAUCUGAUGAAAACAAUAAACUUUCGUCUGAAGAUCCGUCUAAACAAUUCACAACAACUGUAGAGCCAAUGUCGCCUUCUUCAGCUCAAAAUAGUCGAGCUCAGUUGGUUUUAUCUCCAACUAUGCUGCAACCGAACUUAAAUGAAGUUAAUGCACCGUCACCAAAUACGUUCAACGAUACAGCAAAACCUAAUUCAGCUCCUGCCAGUAGUUUUGAAAAGGGUCCUGUCGUUUGUAUAAAUUACGUAGUAAAACCGUCUGACAAAAACUCGAGACAUAUCUAUGAACUUGGUAAUAUCACUGUGGCGCAUCGAAUGCCAACACAGUCUGUAGCGUCAUCUGGUGGUAGAUGGUACGAUAAUAAUUACAAUAAAAAUGCAUAA
Rotaria socialis is the source of this 618-nucleotide messenger RNA. Lineage: Eukaryota; Metazoa; Rotifera; Eurotatoria; Philodinida; Philodinidae. The record is from the annotation of a GenBank genome assembly.